This is a messenger RNA of Clarias gariepinus (North African catfish), 887 nucleotides long. RefSeq lists its product as uncharacterized. The coding region runs from base 147 to 887 and encodes 246 amino acids. Lineage: Eukaryota; Metazoa; Chordata; Actinopteri; Siluriformes; Clariidae. The record is from RefSeq and is a predicted model, not a curated record. The transcript has 7 exons.
GCGUUGAUCAGCCCUCAUCAGCAGUGGAAGUAUUUAUUCCAGAAUUGGUUGAAAAAUGUGCUGAGGAUGAGACCAAAGAUGAGUACAGGUUUCUGUGGACUCAUGCUGGUCAGUUUAAAUGCGAAGUGACCAAGCUUAUUUUUGAGAUGGAAGGGGAAGGGGAAGUGCUGUACAGAAUAGUGUCCUGGGACAGCUGUCCGCUGGAUGGAUUAGGCCAAGAGGAGCCUGCAGGACCUCUGUACAGUAUUAACUGCCAAAAAGGUUCAAUCAGGAAACUACAUCUUCCACAUUGUGAGACCCGUAAAGAUGAUGUGAAACUGUCUGUGGCACAUGUGACUGGUGGUAAUGUGGAGAUCAUUCAGCCACUACAAGUAACAGACACGCAUGUUAUCAUAGACGUUCAAGGUUUCUCACUCUUCAGUCUCUUAAGAGACCUGAUAUUCAAAGAUUAUCCUAUUGAAGCCCAGGUUCUAGUGUUCGAUAUGAAUUUGAAAGGCAAGCACAGGAAAAAUAAACUGCACAUGCACCUUUUGCCAGGGAAUGUGCCAGCUGAAGAGGUGAAAAAGCAAGAGUGCAACAUGAGCAUGAGUGCUAGUUGCCAGCCAUACAUUGCAUCAAGAGCUACAUGUGAUCUGACUCCUGGUAAAGAAUACCGGCCUGUUUCUACAAAUACUCACCAUAAGAUUACAAUCCAACCAGAGUUUAAGAACUUUAAACGUGACUAUGGCUCCAACUAUCACCCAACAUUUGAGGUAUUCUGUAAUACUGACGUUGAUGAAGUCACUUUAGGUCUUUUGGAUGAAAAUAAGAAGGAGGUGUGGUCUCGCCUGGUCUUGCUUACAGGGGCAGCAUCAACCAACAUGGAUCUAGCAGGUAUGGCUGGGUAA